Messenger RNA from Fusarium odoratissimum NRRL 54006, 1299 nucleotides. RefSeq lists its product as uncharacterized. Gene Ontology annotation, molecular function: transmembrane transporter activity. Lineage: Eukaryota; Fungi; Ascomycota; Sordariomycetes; Hypocreales; Nectriaceae. Gene Ontology annotation, cellular component: fungal-type vacuole membrane. The coding region runs from base 1 to 1299 and encodes 432 amino acids. The record is from RefSeq and is a predicted model, not a curated record. Gene Ontology annotation, biological process: transmembrane transport. The transcript has 3 exons.
AUGGACCUUGAGUCAAGUGAGAGUCACGACUGUUCCCCUUUCGCUCGCUUUGCUGAAUCGGUAUCUCUCAGAGUCAGCGAAGAACCCUUCCAAGAAGAAGAGGAGCCAGGAUGGUGCAGAAGUACCCUAAUUGUCUUGUCCUCGCACUUCGUCGUGAUGAACACCUCCGGCUUCACUAACUGUUUUGGGGCCCUACAGAGCUACUUCAUCGGCGAAUUUGGGGAGCCAUCCUCUGCGGUAUCAUGGAUUGGCUCAAUGCAAAUAUUUCUAUACUUCUUUAUCGGGGCCUUCUCAGGCCGUCUUACAGACGCUGGAUAUUUCCGCGUUACCUUCUUCACAGGUUCUCUUGUCCAUGUUGUUGGCAUCCUUGCAGCCUCAUUUGGCUCUGAGCUUUGGAUCAUGUUUGUUACUCUCGGCCUUGGUGUCGGCUUGGGUAAUGGACUUAUGAUUUGUCCCAUGCUCGCUGUUAUGUCGCAAUAUUUCACCAAGCGUCGAGGAAUGGCGGUAGGGAUCACAAUGUGUGGAUCGUGUACCGGUGGGUUGAUUUACUCGAGCAUCUUGCGCCAGCUUAUUUCCAGCUUGGGGUUUCCUUGGACGAUGCGUUUCAUCGCUUUGAUACAGUUCGUUACAUUGGCCUUCGCGAACAUCUGCUUGAGACCCAAGACUAGCGCAAAAAGUAAAUCCGGCUGGGUAGAUUGGACUGCGUUUCGCGAUGUUCGAUUCAAUCACUAUGCAAUUGCAACAUUCAUGUCACUACUAGGUCUAUACAUCUCAAUCUUCUGCAUUGUCGACUUCUCUCGAACGUCAAUUUCACCACCACUUUCUUAUCGCAACGGUCUAAACCUUCUGAUGAUCUUCAACGGUGUCAACGCCAUAGGUCGCUUUGGAUCCGGUCUUGCUGCUGACAAGUUUGGUGUAUUGGGUGUCUUUGUCCCCAUCUUGGUUGCGACAUCCCUCACCCUCUUCACUUGGAUUUCAGUCAGGACGGUUCCGAGCAUGUAUGUCUGGACUGUAUUCUGUGGGAUAUUCUGUGGUGGCAUCCAGAGUUUGUUUCCAGCAGGGCUUGGAUACCUUACUGCUGGGACAGAACAGCCUGGGACGAGAAUGGGCAUGGUCUUUGGACUCGGCAGUAUUGCAAGCUUGAUUGGGUCGCCAAUUGGAGGAGCUUUGGUUGGAGCGAUGGACGGUAAUUAUUUGGGUGCACAAGUAUUUGGAGGUGCGACGAUGGCUUUAUCUGCGCUGUUCUUGGAAGCUACUCGAAGGGCGGACAAGAGGAUGGUGCGUUGCUCCAAAGAUUGA